GAUUCUUUACAGAUUUUUGUAGCUGGCUGAUUUGCACUCCCUAUCCUAAAAGCCUAAACCAGCCCUCACCACAAAUCCCGCCAACUCUUCUCUUUACGCCGUUUUUUGCUGCCGGCGCCGGCACCGACACGGACACUGGACCUGAGAUCGAGGUCAUAACGACCAAGUGACAAGCUCAUCUAAUCGUGCGAGUUAUGUACCGGAAUAUUGGAUUAUGAAGAGAUAAGGGGUGAAUGGUGAUUGGCAAGUGGGAGAAUUUCAGAAAAUAACAGAAACCAAGAGAAGCAAUGGCUGCAACCUUUGUUUUAUCAUCAAUUAGUUCGAAUUUAAUCCAUGUUGAUUCCAGAAAAGGGAAUCAAACAUUGCCCAACUUAUUUCUACACGUUAGACAAAGGAUUGUAUAUCGAUCUGCUGCAAAAAGAAAUCAAAUUGAUCGUGUAAAACAGAAGAAAAAUAGAUUUUCUGUGCUUGCAGCAACUGAAGACUCGGCCAAGUCGAGAGAGUCUGAAGAAGCAAUCCCUUCAUGGGCAAGGCCUGACUCGGAGGAGCCUCCUCCUUGGGCUAGGGAUGAAGCCAAGGCUUCGACAUCAGAACAGGGCUUUGAAUUUCCCUUCUAUGUUUAUUUACUCGCUUCGUCUGUGACUGCAAUUGCUGCAGUAGGUUCUAUAUUUGAGUAUGUCAACCAGAGGCCUGUUUUUGGGGUUUUGAGCUCCGACAGCAUCUUCUAUGCUCCAUUGCUCGGAUUCUUUGUCUUUACUGGUGUCCCUACCUCCGCAUUCCUGUGGUACAAAUCCGUCCAAGUUGCUAACAAGGAAGCUGAGGAACAGGAUAGAAGGGAUGGCUAUAUGUAAAGUCAAUCUCAUCUUGACUUGCCCAUCAAGGAUUUUUUGUGUGGAAUAUGGGUUUAAUUUUUCUUUCACUUGUUCAUCCCUCACUAAGGUAUAGUAACAUACACAGUAAGGACGGCAAUCAAUAUGAAACUAAUACUCUCAAGAAUCUCACUAUAAUUCAGGAGACUUUUCGGAUUUGGUAGUUGAUGUCUCCAACAUAUGAUAUAAUAAAUAUCAAUGGAGUAUUUUUUGGAAGACCUGAACCCAUUUGUUUGAAAUAUGGUUGUUGCUCAUCAUCUUCUGAAAGGAGUGUUGCCCAGGAUCUGAGAUUUUCAGGAGAACUAAGCUUUCUGCAAGUUCUGAUGAGAUUUUCAGUACAAAGAUUGGAUUGUCCAAUUGUAUGUUUGCUAAUGAAAGGUCACUUCUUCCGUGAAACCUUAUGCAGUCAUGUAUGUUUUAGUUAAGUGGCAAGCCAAGCAGGAUUUCUUUUGUAGUUAGCAAAAAUCGAAGAUUUGGUAUUCAUCAUAUAUUUUACCAAACGAAUGAAGGUCAAUAAAUUUGACCUCUUUCUCUGAUCAAUUCCUCAAUGCA
Messenger RNA from Carica papaya (papaya), 1421 nucleotides. RefSeq lists its product as uncharacterized. The record is from RefSeq and is a predicted model, not a curated record. Lineage: Eukaryota; Viridiplantae; Streptophyta; Magnoliopsida; Brassicales; Caricaceae.